UCUUUUCCACAUGAUCAGAGCCAACCAGCCCCCCUGCAGGCAAAAUGACCAAUCAAAUCAGCUUCAGAGGGAAACCAAUCCCCCCAGCAUAUAAACACAGGAAUGAGACAUACAAACCCAUUUUUAAAGGUUUUGGGGUUUUUUUUUAAUCUUUACCAACCACUUGUGGGAAGUUUCUUGCUAGUGCUGGGACCAGUACACCAGACCAGAGCAGUCCCUCUCCUGGAGCCCAGGUUAUCCCCUCCUCCUGCACAAAGACCCUCUGAAGACUGAAGAUGACGACAGAUACAACAGAGGGCAAUAACACCAAAUCCAGCGCUCCCCUCCUGACUCAGAGAUACCUGAGGCUGGUGACCAAGGAUGGACACAGCACGUUCCAGAUGGCUGGUGCCCAAGGCAGAGGUGUGGCAUACCUCCGAGACGUGUGGGGGAUACUCAUGGACAUGCGCUGGAGGUGGAUGAUGCUCGUCUUCUCAGCUUCCUUUGUCAUUCACUGGCUGGUGUUUGCAGUGCUCUGGUAUCUGCUGGCUGAGAUGAAUGGGGACCUGGAGCUGGACCACGAUGCUCCACCUGACAACCACACUAUAUGUGUCAAGUACAUCACCAGUUUUACAGCUGCCUUCUCCUUCUCGCUGGAGACACAACUCACGAUUGGCUACGGCACCAUGUUCCCGAGUGGGGACUGUCCCAGUGCCAUUGCACUGCUGGCAAUCCAGAUGGUCCUGGGGCUCAUGCUAGAAGCCUUCCUCACAGGUGCUUUCGUGGCCAAGAUUGCCCGCCCAAAGAACCGGGCACUCUCCAUCCGCUUCUCGCGCUCCGCCGUGGUCACACGCAGCGAGGGCAAGCCACACCUCAUGUUCCAGGUGGCCAACACUCGCUCCAGCCCCCUGACCAGUGUCCAGAUCUCUGCUAUACUUUACCAAGAACAAGAGAGUGGGCAGCUGCACCAAACUAGCAUUGACUUUCACCUGGACAGUGUCACUGCAGACGAGUGUCCUUUUUUCAUUUUCCCACUGACCUACUACCACUGCAUCACGGCAUCCAGCCCGCUGGCUGCUCUCCUUCAAAGAGAAGCUCCUCACCACUUUGAGCUGGUCGUUUUCCUGUCAGCUGUGCAGGAGGGCACAGGAGAAACAUGUCAGAGGAGAACAUCCUACCUCCCAUCAGAGAUCCUGGUGUACCACCGCUUCGCCUCCCUGCUGGCCCGCAAUGCCAAAGGCGAAUACCAGACCAAGAUGGAGAAUUUUGACAAGACUAUUCCUGAGCUCCCAGCUGCACCUGACUCAAAUAGUCCAAAAAGGACUGACAAGGAGAUCCGCAUCAAUGGACAGCAUAUCGACAGCUUCCAGCUCUCUGAGACUGGCCUCACAGAGUAGAGAUAACAUACCUUGAACUUUGUGCUUUUUUAAUUAUUAUUACAUUAAACUUGCGGGUUCCGUUUAAAAACUUACUUCCUUGCCUGCCCUGCGAUCUUCUAAUGAUCUCUCUCUUGUAGUCUCACCCUUCUGAUUACAACGUGAUAUACAGAGUGAAGAGAAUGUGUGUGCCCACUGAGGAGAGGCUGCAUUAACCACCCAGGAUGAAGUCAGGUGCCCGAAUCACAGUACUAAUUUAUGGGAAAUUAGAAGAGCUAUCUGCUGAAUUCACCAGACUAUGAUUAAAGCUACACUGACCCCGAAAGGAGAGAGCUUCAAAACUCCCAAAGCUGACCAAAGUCAUAAUUAGCCAGCUUGUGACAAAAUGGACAACAAAACAAAAGCAGAAAAAAAUAUGAGGUCAUCCAGUGAAUAGAUGAGUUCUGGUAUAAGUAACUCUGUUCAUCAAAAAGCCUAGCUUUGCCAUUCUGACUCUUCGGGAAUACAGACUUACAUCAUGUUUCAGAUGGCUGAAAGUCCUGCCAAUCUCUCAUGGCAGUGAACAGAACUCCAGCUGUGCUUAUUAAGCAAAAUUAUAAAUGCUAAGUGCAGUUCUUCAUUCUGCCAAAUAAGAGAGCAUCUUGCUCUCAGACAGGUCUGUGAACAUACUAUCACAAAAUCUGGGUGUAUAUGACAAAUACUGCAAUGGAAAUUUUUUCUUAUUUGAAGACACUGAAUAAAUUAUUUAGCAGUGGAAAAAAAAAAGACUAUUUUUAAUGAAUGAAUGUAGGGUUUUUUUAAAGGCCAUACAUUCCACAUGUUUUCACCUUUGUGCUGCUUGUUUCAACUAUAUGACCCAGAAGGAAACACUAUAUAUGUGAAAGUAGAACUGCAUCCAUUGAUAUUUUAUGCUUUCUAACAUCAAUCUUUGCCUGUACACAGAGCACAAAAUAUAUUUAGAGACACUUGAAUCAAUUUUGAAAUAAAAAAUUAAAACAAACUGAGACUUCUGUAUUUAAGUGCCUCAUAAAACUACUGCAAUUAAGAAGUUCCUAAAUAAUUUAAGAUGCUAAAGGAAAAACACAAUGAUGGAUAACUGUUUCCAAGCUCUCAACAAAAGCAGUGCCUAUUAGGUGUUCAUACCUGAACACUCAAGUAGAAUUAAAAUAAAGCUACCUUUCAAAGGUAAAAGAUUUUUCCCAGAAACCCAGAUGGCAUAAAUACCAACUUUCACUAACAACAGUAU
Molecule: messenger RNA, 2601 nt
Organism: Passer domesticus (house sparrow)
Lineage: Eukaryota; Metazoa; Chordata; Aves; Passeriformes; Passeridae
Gene: KCNJ13
Product: potassium inwardly rectifying channel subfamily J member 13
Exons: 3
Coding region: 276-1376 (366 amino acids)
Biological process (GO): regulation of monoatomic ion transmembrane transport; potassium ion import across plasma membrane
Cellular component (GO): plasma membrane
Molecular function (GO): inward rectifier potassium channel activity
Source: RefSeq, a predicted model, not a curated record